Molecule: messenger RNA, 942 nt
Organism: Colletotrichum higginsianum IMI 349063
Lineage: Eukaryota; Fungi; Ascomycota; Sordariomycetes; Glomerellales; Glomerellaceae
Product: 3-oxo-5-alpha-steroid 4-dehydrogenase
Exons: 2
Coding region: 1-942 (313 amino acids)
Biological process (GO): dolichol-linked oligosaccharide biosynthetic process; polyprenol catabolic process
Cellular component (GO): endoplasmic reticulum
Molecular function (GO): 3-oxo-5-alpha-steroid 4-dehydrogenase activity
Source: RefSeq, a predicted model, not a curated record
AUGGUCUCCCUUGCACUCAUCACCGAAGCCUUUCCGGCCCUGACGCCGGCACAAUGGUGCCAGGCCUUUUUCGGAAUCUCCUCGGCAUCCAUCCUGGCCAUGCAGGUGAUCCCCAAGGCGGCUCAGCACCUGCUUCUCGACUACGGGGCGCGCUCGCCAGUCACCACCAUCAUCACUGAUGACCGGUCGAAGGAAGCAGCCGGGCCUGAGGGAUCGAAUGUUUUCAACGACCUCGUCAAAGCAGUGGCUUCCGUCGGCCAGAUUCCGCACUCGUGGUUCAUGCACUUCUAUAUCGCGUCCGUCGCGGGCUCGGCUUUGUGGGCAUGGCAGUACCUCCAGGGUGGUUCGGCCAUCACAUUCAUCGCUGCGCAACAGGCGGCUUCCGGGACCCCGUCCAUGAGCCUCGAACAGACGAUGCUUGUGUGGAUACUGAUGGCGCUGCAAGGCGCGAGGAGGCUCCAUGAAUGCUUGUUUGUGAUGAAGCCAGGAUCUUCCAAGAUGUGGUUCGUCCAUUGGCUGCUCGGGCUGGGCUUCUACCUCUGCAUGAGCGUAUCCGUCUGGGUCGACGGUUCAGGCGAGUCGCUUUUCAUCGAUCCACGUCGACUUCCCGCUAACUCGACGACCUUUCCCAGCCUCUCUGUUAGAGACAACCAAGUCAAAUCAUGGGAGCCUGCUGUCGUUGCCCACCAUUGUGGGAACGGCUGUGGCCUUUUUCGAUAUAUCGUCUGCCCCCACUAUACUUGCGAAUGCCUCAUCUAUCUGGGCCUUGCCGUCGCCGCGGCGCCCGAGGGCCGGUUCAUCAAUCGCACCCUCCUAUGCGCCUUCUGGUUCAUUGUCACCAACCUUGGCACAACAGCUGAUGGAACCAAGCAGUGGUAUGCGCAAAGGUUUGGCAAUCGAAAGGUAGCUGAUAGAUGGAGGAUGAUACCAUUCAUCUUUUAG